Molecule: messenger RNA, 1227 nt
Organism: Ciona intestinalis (vase tunicate)
Lineage: Eukaryota; Metazoa; Chordata; Ascidiacea; Phlebobranchia; Cionidae
Source: RefSeq, a predicted model, not a curated record
CUCUUAGUCGCGAUGUACGUUUGUCGACGUAUGGAUUUUCAGUCUACUUAGAUUUGGAGUGUCUAGUACAUUUGAUGCCGUAUUGAAUUUUGAAACGAUCUGUAAUUUAGCAGGCUUACGGAAUUGGCGAAAUUGCUAGCAUGAGAACACUGUUGCGUUUACUGUUGCUUGCAAGUGUAUACACAUUAGGAUUCUGCAUCGCCGAAGUAACAGUUAGCAGUAAUGAACAUGAAGUAUUAGACAACAGCUACUGCCGGAAACCAAAAAUCGAAAGCGACCUUAGGACCAGGUUCGAGGAAUCCGACGUCGUAUUAUCAGGAACGUUGCUAGGACUUCUCCCCUCUAAACAUGGGCGACGUUCACAGAGCAAUGAAACUGAAACCAGCGCAAUUUCUGGCCAUUUAAAAGUAUGGGAAGUGCUAAAGGGGUCGUUGGAGCAUAUACCGAACGUCACAGAAACCAGAGUUGUCAGGGCAAAACAGCGCAAGAGAAAACGAGAUCUGGAAACCGUGCACCGGCACGGUGGUGAACACAACGUUGGGAGUGUACUGCUGGGUCGGAGUAAAUGGGAUAAUUUCGUAAUGCAGCAGGCUACUGAUGACGGUCGGGCAUCGAAUCGUCCCAUGGUUACCGUGUAUGGAUUGCAGAACUCACAUAUGUGUAGCAGUUUUGUCAAAGAAGGCGACACGAGGCUCUUUUUCUUGAGGAAGAUGAAAAACUUCCGAAGAAGCAAAAGAUCGAAGAGGAAGAGCAAAAAACGGUGCGGAGGAAAAAAGAAGCGGGAUUCGGGGAAGAGAAAAGGGAAAUGUAAGCGCAGAGAUCUUCUUGCGAAGUACAAGCGAAGCAGUAGUGCCAGUAAUAAGGCCAGACGAAACGGGAAACCGAAAAGACGACGACGCGCAAGCAGCAAGCCCAAGUAUUUGCUCCUGGUACACGAACAACCAGCCCGAAUUUCAAUGAGAAACCUCAACACACUGAAAACUAUUACUGCGUAGGCGGGGAAUGACAUUGUCUAGCAAAAAUACUAUUGAUUCCAACACGUAAACCGUAUAUUCGUUAGUGUGUCGCCAGCCUCUAAUGCUUUCACAGCAUUUUCAAUCAGCAUAUAUUUUGAGCUAUAUGAUACAGAUUAUACAGCAUAUUGUAUACGUACUAUCCGUUUACUCUGUCGCGCGUUUUCUUUUUGUAUUAAGCAUCACGUUGUACAUAAUAUAAAGACAAAACUCA